AUGGUUGCACCGUACAAAAAAUCAUUGUGGGCAAUUCACGGAAGGGAACUGACGACAAAAACAGAAGCGCUCAGCGGUCUUGUAGGUGACAUUGAGUAUGUGGUGAAGGCUCAGAUUCUCGCAGGAGGUCGUGGAAAAGGUCGCUUUGUUAAUGGAAAGGAAGGACUGGGCGGCGUUUUCGUGACAUUGGACCGAGGUCAGGCUCUAGAGGCAGUAGGUGAGAUGGUGGGUAAACAUCUCGUCACCAAGCAGACUCCCAAGGAAGGCGUCAAGGUGGAAAAGGAACCGAUCGAUAUCGAGAAAGGUAUAACUGAUGCGCAGGCUAUGAAAAUCGCAGGAAAAGUUGGAUUCAGUGAAAGCCUUGUGAAAGAUGUUAGUCAAUUAAUUUUGAAAUAUUUUUUCUGCAAACUUCUUCAAUGGGACUUCUACUUUGCCAUUUUGGCGAACUUGGAGCUAAUUUACUGUGUUGACGCGAAGAUGAAUUUUGAUGACAGCGCAGAAUUCCGACAAAAGGAUAUUUUCGCCAUGGAAGACAAAUCGGAGCAGGACCCGAGGGAGGUGGAAGCAGACCGACAUAACCUCAACUACAUAGGCAUGGACGGAAACAUUGCCUGCUUAGUGAAUGGUGCUGGCCUGGCCAUGGCGACGAUGGAUAUCAUCAAACUGAAAGGAGGUGAUCCAGCCAAUUUCCUGGAUGUAGGAGGAACUGUUACGGAGGAUCAAGUAUUCCAUGCCGUCCGGAUAAUCACAAGUGACCCACGGGUUAAAUGCGUCUUGGUGAACAUUUUCGGAGGAAUUGUGAACUGUGCAACUAUCGCUAACGGAGUGGUGGCGGCGUGUCGAAAAAUCAACAUGCGCGUUCCACUUGUGGUUCCGACUGGAAGGUGA
Ostertagia ostertagi is the source of this 888-nucleotide messenger RNA. NCBI's taxonomy places the organism in Eukaryota, Metazoa, Nematoda, Chromadorea, Rhabditida, Trichostrongylidae. The record is from the annotation of a GenBank genome assembly.